UGAUUAUCCGCAGUUCAGCGGCGACUAUCACAACGUCCAGUUGCAGGUGGCCGCCGUCGCUGCCAGCUCCAAGAUGUACCACAGCAGCAGCGCCGCGGCAGCCGCCGCAUAUACGGAUCUGGCCGCAGCCGGAGGCGCUGCCAGCGUGUCCGGGUAUCAUCAUCAGCAGGCGGUCAAUGCGCCCGUCUAUGUGCCCUCCAAUCGACAGUACAACCACGUGGCGGCGCAUUUCGGCAGUGCGGCUGCACAGAAUGCCUGGACAACGGACAGCUUUGGAACGGCCCAUGCUCAGCUUCCGGCGCAGUUUUAUACCCAGAAUGCAGUCAUGAUGGCGCCUUGGCGCAGUCAUUACGAUCCCACAGGAUUUCAGCGUUCCUCCCCCUACGAGAGCGCCAUGGACUUUCAGUUUGGCGAGGGACGCGAGUGCGUCAACUGCGGAGCCAUCUCGACGCCACUUUGGAGACGCGACGGUACAGGUCACUAUCUGUGCAACGCUUGCGGACUGUAUCACAAGAUGAACGGCAUGAACAGGCCGCUGAUCAAGCCCAGCAAGCGACUGGUGAGUGCAACUGCCACUCGCCGUCUGGGACUCUGCUGCACCAACUGUGGCACACGCACCACAACACUCUGGAGGCGCAACAACGAUGGAGAACCAGUGUGCAAUGCCUGCGGUCUCUACUUCAAACUGCACGGCGUUAAUCGACCCUUGGCCAUGCGCAAGGAUGGCAUUCAGACACGCAAACGGAAGCCCAAGAAAACUGGCAGCAGCUCCACAGCGGGAUCAGGAUCAGGUUCGGGAUCCACCACUGAGACCAUCAAAGAGUGCAAGGAAGAGCAUGAUCUGAAGCCGUCGCUUAGCCUGGAACGGCACAGCUUGAGCAAGUUGCAUACGGAUUUGAAGAGCACGCUGGCGAGCAGCGCUGCUAGCAGUUUAAUGAGCCAGCAUCAUGCCCAGCAGCAACAGCAGCAACUGCAACAGCCGCCGACGACGCAUCAGCAAUGCUUUCCCCUAUACGCGCAGCAACAGCAACAGCAGCAACAGCAGCAGCAACAACAGCAACAACAGCAGCAGCAACAGCAGACACAGCAUCCUCAGCACAGUCAUCAGUCGCAGUCGCAGUUGAGUUCGAGGCAGUUGCAUGGCGCUGCAAUGCAGCUAUACACGCCCAGCAGCAGCUCGGCCGCCUCCGCCUAUACGACGCACAGCAGCAAUGCCCCGGACACGCCCACACUGAGCAACGGCACGCCCUCACCGCAUUACCAACACCAUCAUCUGCAUGCAGCCGCCACAGGCAGCUCCCAUGGCCAUCAUGCAGCUGCGGCUCAUCAUCAUAUACAUGCCGCUGCCGCAGCUGCUGCUUAUGGGGUCAAGACGGAGGCGAGUGCCACCAAUUAUGACUACGUGAAUAACUGUUACUUUGGUGGCUCGUUUGGGGCAUUGGGCGGAGCAGCCACAUCGGCGAUGGCUGGUGGAGCGACCAGCGAAUUGGCCGGCUAUCAUCAUCAGCACAAUGUCAUACAGGCCGCCAAACUGAUGGCCACGUCCUGAGCAGCGUCGGGCACUGUGAUCUCUUACCCACAACACAAGUACACACACAUACACACACCAUCGUUGGAGCUUCGUUGGAUUGGUAUUGAAAAGACUUUUGAAUUAGUUUAACAUUAGUUGCAUAAGUUGCAAUUAGUUUUUAUGGCCUGUAAAUAACUGCGAGAUACUUUUAGUUUUGUACAAAUAUUUGUUUAUCGCUUCGUUCUGUUUCUGUUCCAUUUAGCUCACGUAAGUCCCUAAUUAGUCUAAGCUCUAGACUCUUAACUUUUCAUUGUAAAAUGUUUUUGCAAUUCUCUAUUUUGUGAAUUAGCAUAAAUUAUCCAUACAAUAUAUUUUAAGCGCACUCAAUCAUAGAUCAUUUAGCCAUAUGUCUAGUAGAAUAUGUUAUUCUUAAGUCCAAUCAUAUUACGAACUAAAUAAAUAUUCAUUGAAAAGAUAUACA
Drosophila innubila is the source of this 1991-nucleotide messenger RNA. Its product is annotated as GATA-binding factor A. NCBI's taxonomy places the organism in Eukaryota, Metazoa, Arthropoda, Insecta, Diptera, Drosophilidae. The record is from RefSeq and is a predicted model, not a curated record. The coding region runs from base 74 to 1549 and encodes 491 amino acids. Gene Ontology annotation, molecular function: DNA-binding transcription factor activity, RNA polymerase II-specific; RNA polymerase II cis-regulatory region sequence-specific DNA binding; zinc ion binding. The transcript is spliced from 3 exons. Gene Ontology annotation, biological process: cell fate commitment; negative regulation of transcription by RNA polymerase II; positive regulation of transcription by RNA polymerase II.